AUCAGUGCAAUUUUUUAAAAAUAUUUUUUAGUUAUAAUUUAAUAAAUUAUGUAAAAUAAAAAAAUCAAAAAUGUCGUCUAACUUUAUUAUUAUUCAUUUAAUUAAUUAAUUUUUUUUUUUUUUUUCAGAAACAAUGAAGUAUUGUCUGAAGAAUCUUUAUCUAGUGGAGAUUUAUUAGUAUUACCAGAACCAAGGAAUAAGUUUACAGAAUUAGAAAUGGAUUCUAUAAGGGGGUUUAUAAAUAAUGGGAAAAAUGUUUUGGUGAUGCUAGGUGAAGGUGGAGAAAAUAAAUUUAAUACAAAUAUUAAUUUUUUACUUGAAGAAUUUGGAAUAAUGGUUAAUAAUGAUAGUGUCAUAAGAAUUAAUUAUAGUCGUACAUUACACCCGAAAGAAUGUACAAUAUCUCAAGGCUUAUCGAAUAAAUCGCGAUUUGUCAAAAAUCGUGAUGAAGUUGUUAAUAUGAAUUUUAUUUAUCCAUACGGAGCAACAUUGAACGUCGUCCAGCCUUCAGUAGUUGCAUUGUCAAGUGGGACUAUGGCAAUACCUACCAACAGACCUAUUUGCGCCUAUUAUUCUUCACCAACAAGUUCUGGAAAGUUAGUAGUACUCGGCUCAUCGAGAUUACUAACAGACUCUUACAUAGAAAAGGAACAUAAUGAUGCUUUGAGAGAAAUGAUUUUUGAUUUUUUUAAAUCCAAAGAACAGUUUUCUAAAGAAUAUCAUUUUGAUGACAUUGAUUACUCAGAAUAUAAUUUUGUACCAGAUAUAACACAAUUAGCAGACGAACCAAAAGUUUGUACUCAAGACCUAGAUACUAUUGAUAUUCCUCGAGAAUACACAAAAUUAUUUAAGCAUCAUUUUUAUUCAAUCAACUUGUCAAUGAUACCAGAGUGUAUUAGUGCGUAUCAACUUUUAGGAGUUUUCCCACCAAGUUUCCAAGAACUUCAACCGCCAGCCCUAGAACUGUUCGACCUCGAUGAAGAAUUCAGUUCUGACCUGCUAAAACUGUCACAGUUGACAAAUAAAUACAUGUCAAUGAAAGAUCCUGCUAAUGAAUCAGAACUUGAUUAUUAUAUCAGAGAAUUUGGAGAAAUGAUACGAAUCAAUACGUCAUCCGAUAUACCUACAUCAAAGGAAAUUUUGAAUUUCAAUGACCUGAAGACACAAUCAUUGCCGUUAGCGAGGAUAAAAAAAAUAAUGAAGCUAGACGGUGACGUGAAAAUGAUAAGUGCUGAAGCUCCAAUGUUAUUCUCAAAAGCUGCUGAAAUAUUUAUCCACGAAUUAACCCUGAGAGCGUGGAUUCACACGGAGGACAAUAAAAGACGUACAUUGCAGAGAAAUGACAUUGCAAUGGCCAUCACUAAGUACGAUCAAUUUGACUUUCUGAUCGACAUUGUACCGAGAGAUGAGUUAAAGCAAAGCAAAGCACAGGAUAAUGUCGUACGCACUUCGAUGAGUUCUGAUCAAGUUCAUUAUUAUUUUCAAUUGGCUCAACAGCAGUCUAAUAAUCAGACCGUGCAAAAUAAUGGAGCACAGUCGAUACAAAUCGUACAACCGCCUGCUGGGCAAAUACAAACUAUUAAUAUGCCCAUUAGUAAUUCUGUUGAACAAGCUCCUCAACAAUCGAAUCAACAAGUGAUACAGCUUCAACAAGCGCAAUCACCAUCCUCACAAAGUGGAGGAAUUCAAAUAGUACAACAAAUUAUUCAAUUGACGCCCCAGCAACUUCAAAUGAUAAGAAUGCAAGUACAAGGUGGCAGUAAUCAGCCGAUAAUAAUCCAAGCAGCACCCAUAGCAGCUCAGCCUCAAAUAAUUCAAGUAGCCGGAAGUGGUCAAGCACCGGUAUACCUGCAAACCAACGGCACUGAUAAUGAAUAA
Molecule: messenger RNA, 1878 nt
Organism: Cotesia congregata
Lineage: Eukaryota; Metazoa; Arthropoda; Insecta; Hymenoptera; Braconidae
Source: the annotation of a GenBank genome assembly